UGUAGCUGUCACAUCUAGACACAUGCUUAGCUUUCUGUGGUAAUCAAAUGUGAGACUGAUCUGAUGUCACAGAUAGGGUCUCCAAACUGCAGAAAUUGUGCUGACCUAUUAGGAAGUUUCCGACACUUCCUUAAAACCUCACCUUUAAAAUGAAGAAUUAAUCUCUGUGCCUUUCACAAUUUAUGACUCACAGCUGUCACAUGCAGCACUAAUCUCUCCUCCUCAAAGUUGGCGAUGUUGGGGAUUUUAAGCACGGUCAUCAUGGCCCUCAUCUCAGUAGCUGCUACCUGCCCUGCCUCACCAUGUGAAUGUCUGGACAACGUCACAGUCAGCUGCCCGGACAAGAGGCUGAAGAAGUUCCCUAACCUCCCCGAUGGUACUGAGGAGCUUUAUGUGGCCCACAACCUGAUCCAGGAAUUCCCCACCAGUGGACUGGAGCAGCUGCAGUUCCUGGAUCUCACCAAAAACCGCCUCAAUGUCUCCUUGACCUCCAACUUCAUCUGGCCCAACAUGAGCAGCCUGAUCAAGCUGUUUCUCAGGGGUAAUUGCCUGGGUUCACUGGGCCCUGGGCAGCUCCAAGGCCUCUCAGCACUCACCUUCCUGGACCUCAGUGAGAACCACAUGGAGGCCCUGCACCCAGGAUCUCUCCAAGGACUUGGUCAAUUGAAGACGCUCAUUCUCACACUGAACCAGAUCAACAGCCUGCAGUACGGGGCACUGAGUGGAGCCCCUGCACUCACUGACCUUCACCUGAGCAGCAACAGUAUUGUGGAGUUUGAAGAAGGGGUGUUUGAGAACUCCUCCAAGUUGGUAAAGCUGAUUUUGUCCAAGAACAACUUGGUUAGCAUUGGGAAUGGCACAUUCAGGGGAGCAGUUAACCUGAGUCAUCUGGACCUUAGUGGAAACAAGUUGGAUUUUGUGCCCAUUGCUGCCCUGAAGGAUGUGUCACAGCUGCACAGCUUGUACCUCCAGAAGAACAGCAUCACCUUCAUACCAGAAGAUGCUUUCUCUGAGCUCCGCCAUCUAAGGAUUUUGGUUUUGAAUAAUAACUGCCUGAGCAGAAUAGCUGAGGACUCAUUGAGCGGUCUAGCCCAUCUCGGUCAAUUGGAUCUGAGCUACAAUAACCUCCAAUCCCUCCCCUCUGAAGUGUUUCAAUAUCUAGGCAGACUGGAGCUCCUGGAUCUCUACCACAACAACCUGACAUACCUUCCAGAGGACCUGUUUCACAACCUAACUAGGCUGAGAGAGCUGCAGCUUGACAGCAACAAGAUCUCAUCCAUUCCACCAGGGCUCUUUCACAUGUCGUCUAAGCUAAGGGAACUCCAGCUGGCCAACAAUCAGAUAGCUGACCUCCACAAAGCCUUGUUCUUCAGGCUGAGGAGCCUACGGAAACUCUACCUGGACAACAACGUACUAAGCAAGAUUCCCAGAGAACUAUUCCACAAGACCAAGAGCCUUAGGGAGCUACAGUUAGACAAUAACCACCUCAGGUCUCUCGCUAGGUCCAUCUUCCAUGGUCUUGCUAAACUCCACUCCCUGAAGCUCUUCAACAACCGUCUCAAAGUUAUUCACCCUGAGCAGUUUUCCAACCUUGGUGAACUGAGAGAGCUCCUGUUGAAUGAAAACCUUAUUGAAGAUCUUCCAAAAGGCUUAUUUUCUGAGCUUCGAAGCCUCAAGAUUCUGGAUUUGGACAACAACCGCCUCACAGCACUGGCUCCUACAGGCUUUGAUGGGUUAGGUUCCCUAAAGGAGCUUCAUCUCAGCUUCAACCAGCUUCGUUAUCUCCCAUAUGCCACCUUCUACUCCCUGGAUGAUUUACGUAGACUCCUUCUCCAGAACAACCGCUUGGUGUCUUUGCACGCUCAAGUCUUCGCCCCCCUGGCCGACUUACAGGAGCUUGACUUGGACAACAACCAGAUUGAACUGUUACACCCUGACAUGUUUCAAGGCCUUCCCCACCUCCAGAAACUGCACCUGAAAUCAAACCGCCUCAGUACUCUUGUGAAUGGGACACUGGAGCCUCUGGAGAGCCUGAAGGUCCUCCACCUGGAGGGGAACCCCUGGGACUGCUCUUGCAGAUCACCCAUUCUGUACAUCAAUAACUGGAUCAUCAACAAUACCCAGAAGCUACAGGACGAACCCAUGUGUUCCUCACUCAACCGACCCAUUUCACAGCCUGCACACUUAUUAAAACCCUGUGUGAGCGUUGCAUGCUGCCCCAGAAGCAAAUUUCCCCUAGAGAUGCUGACAGUGCUUACUGCUUGGCUUCUAGGUAUUGUUUUUCUGUGACUUCCUUUUGCGGUUUCUUUCCUGUUUUCAGAUGGUUAUGUUUAUUGCUUUCAUGCAACUGUCUAUUGCAAAUGCAUUGUUAAGAAUCUAAGUUGAUGUAGUGUAAAGAUUAAAAUACCAUGGAAUUAUGUUUUUAAAUAAACAAAGAAACGUCCUUUAAGCAAAAAAAGAAAAGUCCUCUCACUGUCAACUUCUUUUAUUUUCAGCAUACUUAACAUGUGUAAAUAUUUGUAUGAACAUAACAAGAUUCAACCCCUGAGACAUAAACUGAACAAGUUUCACAGACAUGUGACUAACAGAAAUGUAACAUUGUGUCCCUGAACAAAGGGGAGGGGGGGUCAAAAUCAAAAGUAACAGUCAGUAUCUGGUGUGGCCACCAGCUGCAGUGCAUCUCCUCCUCAUGGACUGCACCAGAUUUGCCAGUUCUUGCUGUGAGAUGUUACCCCACUCUUCUACCAAGGCACCUGCAAGUUCCCGGACAUUUCUGUGGGGAAUGGUCCUAGCCCACACCCUCCGAUCCAACAGGUCCCAGACGUGCUCAAUGGGAUUGAGAUCCGGGCUCUUUGCUGGCCAUGGCUGAACACUGACAUUCCUGUCUUGCAGGAAAUCAUGCACAGAACGAGCAAUGUGGCUGGUGGCAUUGUCAUACUGGAGAGUCAUGUCAGGAUGAGCCUGCAGGAAGGGUACCACAUGAGGGAGGAGGAUGUCUUCCCUGUAACGCACAGCGUUGAAAUUGCCUGCAAUGACAACAAGCUCAGUCCGAUGCCGCUGUGACACACCACCCCAAAGUAUGACGGACCCUCCACCUCCAAAUCAAUCCCGCUCCAGAGUACAGGCCUCGGUGUAACACUCAUUCCUUCGACGAUAAACGUGAAUCUGACCUUCACCCCUCGGUGAGACAAAACCGCGACUCGUCAGUGAAGAGCACUUUUUGCUCGUUCUGUCUGGUCCAGCGACGGUGGGUUUGUGCCCAUAGGCGACGUUGUUGCCGGUGAUAUCUGGUGAGGACCUGCCUUACAACAGGCCUACAAGCCCUCAGUCCAGUCUCUCUUAGUCUAUUGCAGACAGUCUGAGCACUGAUGGAGGGAUUGUGCGUUCCUGGUGUAACUCGGGUAGUUGUUGUUGCCAUCCUGUACCUGUCCUGCAGAUGUGAUGUUCGGAUGAACCGAUCCUGUGCAGGUGUUGUUACACGUGGUCUGCCACUGCGAGGACGAUCAGCUGUCCGUCCUGUCUCCCUGUAGCACCGUCUUAGGCGUCUCACAGUACGGACAUUGCAAUUUAUUGCCCUGGCGACAUCUGCAGUCCUCAUGCCUCCUUGCAGCAUGCCAAAGGCUCGUUCACGCAGAUGAGCAGGGACCCUGGGCAUCUUUCUUUUGGUGUUUUUCAGAGUCAGUAGAAAUGCCUCUUUAGUGUCCUAAGUUUUCAUAACUGUGAGCUUAAUUGCCUACCAUCUGUAAGCUGUUCCACAGGUGCAUGUUCAUUAAUUGUUUAUGGUUCAUUGAACAAGUAUGGGAAACAGUGUUUAAACCUUUUACAAUGAAGAUCUGUGAAGUUAUUUGGAUUACUACUAAUUAUUUUUGAAAGACAGGGUCAUGAAAAAGGGACAUUUCUUUUUUUGCUGAGUUUAUUUUGUUUUUCUUUUAAAUAAAAGUAACUACUUCAUUUCAUUUCCUGAAAUGUUAUAUCUGCCAUAAUGUGGGAUCUUGACGUGAAUUAGACUCAAAGGAGUGUUGUUCAGAGUUAAUAAA
Molecule: messenger RNA, 4037 nt
Organism: Salvelinus fontinalis (brook trout)
Lineage: Eukaryota; Metazoa; Chordata; Actinopteri; Salmoniformes; Salmonidae
Product: leucine-rich repeat-containing protein 15-like
Exons: 2
Coding region: 235-2289 (684 amino acids)
Cellular component (GO): extracellular matrix
Molecular function (GO): protein binding
Source: RefSeq, a predicted model, not a curated record